Messenger RNA from Impatiens glandulifera, 1312 nucleotides. RefSeq lists its product as uncharacterized. The coding region runs from base 96 to 1076 and encodes 326 amino acids. The transcript is spliced from 3 exons. Gene Ontology annotation, biological process: regulation of DNA-templated transcription. NCBI's taxonomy places the organism in Eukaryota, Viridiplantae, Streptophyta, Magnoliopsida, Ericales, Balsaminaceae. Gene Ontology annotation, molecular function: protein binding. The record is from RefSeq and is a predicted model, not a curated record. Gene Ontology annotation, cellular component: nucleus.
UAAUUUUCUAGAGAGAGAAGAUGCUAGAAACUCAUGAAUGUAAUCACGGAUCAUCAUCAUCAUAAGUGAUCACGAGAUAGUGAAGAUCUGAAUUGAUGUGUAGCAAGAAGGAUACUCGUCGUAGUGCUCGCAUCAAAGCGAGGUCUGAGAUUCAAAACCCCAAAUUUCUAAACCUCACCCUUUCCAUUUCUGAUUCCGCCGCCGUCGCCGUCCCCGUCGUCGCCGCAGACAAAAUGGGAUCAAACUCCACCGACAGUCCUACCCACCACCCACAACUCAAUCUUUUUCCCUUACGCCCAACUUCCGACGAUGUCGACAACGUUGAAUACUUAUUAAACUCCGCCGCCGUCGACGGAUCCGCCACCACCUUGACCUCAAUCUUCGGAGCCGUAUCUUCAUCAACUUCUUCCUCGACCUCGUCGGAAGACAAUAACAAUAACAGUAAUAAUAACAAUAACAAUCAUAAUAAUCAUCAUGAUCUGCUGGCGCGGACUGCUUUGAGGAAGAAAGAGAGAGAUCGGUGUAAGGAGGAGAGAUGGGUUUGUUAUUCGGAGGUUAUGAGCAACACCGGAGGAGGAUCAUCAGUUGAUGUUUCUGGUGAUGAUCAGAUGAUGAUGAAGAAGAGACAUGAGAGGCGAAGGAAAUUGGCUUUGAAAUUGGAUUAUGAAGAGAUAAUGAAUACUUGGGGACGUCCAUUGAUACAUAUUCAACUUGAAUCGCCGGCGACGGUACCGGACCUAAUGAUGAAGCUUGAUCAUAAUCAAUAUCAUCAUCAAUCGAUCUCUUCUGACCACACUGGUGGAGAAGCAGCGAUGGGCGGAUGGGGACAUAGUAAUGAUGGAGGGUUGUGGAGAGUACCGGAGGUAGAGAAGAGAUGGUGCAGUAACAAUUUAGCGGAUACUUUGAAAAUAAAGGAAGAAGUGGAAAGUGGACAACAUUUGAGAGAGGCUAGCAUGUUGAGAUACAAGGAGAAGAGGCAAAGUAGACUCUUCUCCAAGCGAAUCCGAUACCAAGUGCGAAAGAUCAAUGCCGAGAAGAGGCCACGCAUCAAGGGGAGAUUCGUGAAGAGAAGUUGAUUGAAGCUAGGACAUGGAAGGGUUGGCCUCUUGUAGUAUUAUUAAGUUUUCUAUUGUAAAAUAGAUGUAAUUUUCAUGUAAAAUUGGAUGCAAUGACAGGCUUCAGCUGAUAUACUUUGUCCUUAAUAAGAACUUAGCUCCCACCAAAGAGAAAUGGAGGAAGAAGAAACAUAUAAAUGGAUGCAGAUUAAUAUAUAUGAUAUGAUGAUUAGUGCUCCUAUUGGAAUUUCUAGUAA